CGCGCGGGGCAGAUCCGUCUUCACGUCCAUGCCCACCACCAUGGAGAUGGCUUCACGUAGCUCGACUUCGCGGCCUGCGUCCUCCCAAGGGAUGCGCAAAACCGGCGACGUCAAUGUGGUGGGAGAAGUGAAUCCGGAGAGUGAUGUCGAGCAACGAGUCGCACCGGAUUUAAUUGACGACCAAUACCGCACCACCAGAUGGGAGAUCUGGGCUUAUUAUGCCUAUUAUAUAGGGAACAAUGGCCUCUCACUAUUCAUUGCUAUCGACUUCGCCCCCACGGCCUGUCAGAAUCUUCUCUCCCAAGCCGCAGGCGACCAAGGCACCCUUUACUUUGCAGGAAAACAGCGAUCCAUUGACAGCAUCGUCCUCCUCAGCAAUGGCAUCUCCUUCGCCAUCCAGGUCGUCCUCUUCCUCAUCAUCGGCAGCUUCGCGGACUUUGGCAACUGGAGACCCAAUAUCCUCAUUGUGCUUUCAAUUGUCGCCUACGCGAUUGGAUUUGCCUGGCUGGGCGUACACGAGGCAGAGAAAUGGCACGUCGGGGUCGGAUUAUACAUCGUGGGGCUGAUCGCGUAUCAGACCACGCUGACGUUCUGGACGGCAGCAUUUCCCGGCCUCGCCCGGAACACAAAGGAGAUGAAGGAAGUGGCCGAGCAAUACGUCGCUGGCAGUAUCUCCCGCGAGGAAUAUGAUCAUGCUGAUACAAUGAAGCGCAGUCAGCUCUCGAACAUUGCUUUCUACGUUCAGUCGGUCGGGGAACUUUUCGUGCUGGCUGUCAUUGUGGGGAUCAUGUUUGCAUUGCAUGUUGAUGCUAGUGAGGCGAACAAUAACUGGGGUCUGAGUGUCCUGAUUGCAUUUGCCAGUGGGGUUUGGCUUCUCGUGUCGUUACCAUGGUUCGUUUUGGAGAAGCGUCGGCCGGGACAAGAUCCGCAGGGGAAUAAUAUCAUUGUUGCUGGGUUGAAGCAGCUCGUUCAUGCGGGAAAGCAGGUAUGGAAGCUCAAGCAGAGCGUCAUAUAUCUGAUCGGAUACUUUCUCCUCGGCGACUCCCUCAACACGACCGUGACUGUUAUUUCCACUUUGCAAAACAGCAUUGUAUCCUAUAACACGCUCCAGCUGACCUACUUACUCCUAGUCGGCAUCGCAGCGCAGGCCAUCGGCAUCUACGCCUUCUGGUACGCCCAACAGCGCUACAACCUAAGCACCAAAACCAUGUUCAACCUAAUAGCCAUCGCCAUCAUCCUCCUCGACGGCUGGGGCAUGAUCGGUAUCUGGACACAGAAUUUCGGCUUCCAUCAUCUCUGGGAAGUCUGGAUCUACCAACUCUUCUACGGCCUCCUCGUCUGCCCAUGGUACAGCUACUCCCAAAUCAUGAUCUCAGAAGUAACCCCCCGAGGCCACGAAUUCCUCUUCUUCAGCCUCUUCAGCAUCAUCGGCAAGACCUCCUCGUUCAUCGGGCCCCUCGUCUCCAGCGCUAUUAUCGAUGCCUCGCCGUCCAAGAAUAGUUCUAUGCCGUUUUAUUUUCUCUUCGCGUUGAGUGUAGCCAGUUUUGGGUUUUUGGUGCUUUGUUUGGAUUUGAAGGAGAGUAGGAGGGAGCAGAUGGUUUUUUUGGAAGGGGGGAGUGAGGUGGAGGGGAGUGAGUAG
Aspergillus ibericus CBS 121593 is the source of this 1639-nucleotide messenger RNA. RefSeq names its product MFS transporter. The record is from RefSeq and is a predicted model, not a curated record. Bases 29 to 1639 code for a protein of 536 amino acids. The transcript has 6 exons. Lineage: Eukaryota; Fungi; Ascomycota; Eurotiomycetes; Eurotiales; Aspergillaceae.